AGGCAUGUUCAGCCAGUGAUACGCAGCAGGGUGGGAAGGACUUUUUGCUAUAAAAUAAGAACAUAGAGCGGGGCUGAGUUGAGCCUGUUGACACAAACCCUACUUUCUUUCACAAUGUGAAGCCUGAAAGUGCAGCAUUUUUAGAUUGUGCAAAGACUUUUUUUGUAGCAAGAUUUGUGGAUUUGCAGACUUUGAAGACAUGGAGUUCUGUGCAAGCAGGUGCUUGAGAGGAAUCUGGCUUCUGAUGCAUCUGACAGCAUGCAUGGCCGGUAUGACAGGGAGAUGUAGUCUGUUUGGACGGCACCACAUUCAUACCUUCGAUGGGGUUUUGUAUGAGUUUCCCGGGGAUUGCAGCUACCUGCUGGCUGGAGACUGCCACCGUCGUUCCUUCACACUGCUGGGGGAUUUUGUUGGUGGCAAAAGAACUGGAGUCACCCUAUUUCUCGGGGACGUCUUUGAGCUGCAUCUGUCUGUAGAUGGGCUGCUAUCACAGGGAGAAACAAGACUUUCUCUGCCGUAUGCAUCUCAUGCUGUUUUUGCGGGCAUGGAGCUAGGCUUCUAUAAACUGUGGAGCGAGGAGUUCGGCUUCACUGUGACCAUUGACAACGCGGCCAACAUGGCUCUGACGCUCACCAAACACCACGCCAACCUCACCUGCGGUCUCUGUGGCAACUUCAACUCUGUGCCAGCUGAUGAAUACACCGCUCAAGAAGGAUUCCUUACAGAAGACAGUUAUGACUUUGCAAAUUCAUGGGCAGUGAAGGGUGCAGGUCAAGCCUGCCGACGUGUUUCGACUCGCAGUCAGUCCUGCAACAGCUCAAAAGACACGUCAGAGAUUCUCUCCAGCUGCAGCGUGUUGCAAACAUCCUCUGUGUUCCUGCACUGUGCCCACUUGGUCUCCCCCGAGGUGUUCCUGUCACUGUGCCAGAAGGAGGUGUGUCACUGUGACCAGGCUGACAGCGAAGACUGCUACUGUCCAAUCCUUCUAGAAUACGCCCGCACGUGUCACACCCACGGGAUGCUUUUACGAGGGUGGCAGCAGGAGAGUCAGUGCUUCCCUAAAUGUCCAGUUGGAAUGCACUACAGUGAAUGCACUAAGUCCUGCUCCACAACCUGUCAUAAUCUCAACAUCCAGGAGGUCUGCAAAGAAGAGUGUGUGGAUGGCUGCACAUGUCCUGUGGGUAAAGUUUUGGAUGGGACCCGCUGUGUGGAAGUGUCUCAGUGUUCAUGUGUGCACAUGGGGCGACACUUCCCUCCAGGAUCCACCAUCUCCCAGGACUGCAACACCUGUGUGUGUCGACACGGCUCAUGGGAAUGCACCAAUGAAGGUUGCCCUGGUGAGUGCCUGGUGGUGGGCCAAUCCCACUUCAAGACCUUUGACAACAAGUUCUUCACCUUCACUGGCCUAUGUCAGUACCUGCUGGCCCAAGACUGUGCAGAGCAGGAGUUUUCUGUCAUUAUUGAAAAUGUUCAGUGUGCAGAUGAUCAGGAUGCUGUGUGCACUCGCUCUGUGACCCUCAGCCUUGAGGACAUGACAGUGAAGUUGAAGCAUGGAGGAGUGGUUUCUGUCAACGGCAUGGACAUCCAGACCCCAAUGCACCAUGGUCGCUUCCAUAUCCAGAGAUCUGUCCAGACGUCUGUGCUUAUAAAGGAUGGAGAUGGCUUUCGUCUUGACUGGGACGGCAGGGGUCGUGUGCUUUUAAAGCUGGGAACACAAUGGGCGGGUCGGACCUGUGGCCUCUGUGGUAACUACAAUGGUAACCAAGGCGACGACUUCUUGUCUGGGUCUGGACUGGUCGAAGCGGCACCUCAAACGUUCGCUCAGUCCUGGAGAAUCAACGCCGACUGCAAGUCCACCCACAAACCCGAAACUGAUCCCUGUGCGAUCAACCCCAAAAGAGUGCGUUUUGCAGAAGAAGGAUGCGCGAUGAUUAAUUCAGAUGUGUUCAGGCCAUGCCACUUCCUGGUCAACCCAGGUCCCUUCCAGCGGUUCUGUCGUUAUGAUGUUUGUUCAUGUGUGGAUGGGGAGGAGUGUCUCUGCUCCGCUCUGGCCUCCUAUUCAGCUGCCUGUGCUGCCAAAGGGGUGCUGCUGUACUGGCGCUCUCCAUCACUCUGUGAAAUGCAGUGCCCCAAAGACAAGGUGUACGAGGUCUGUGGAAGUCUUUGUGAACGCACGUGCCGAUCCCUGUCUGGAGUGGAGGCCGGCUGUGAUGGGGAGAGGGUAUGCGAGGAGGGUUGUUUUUGCCCCGCUGGGAAGUACCUGAGCGACUCUGGAGAAUGUGUGACGGCUGACAAGUGCACCUGCCUGCAUGACGGACAGCUGUACCAGCCCAAUGAUGUCUACGCUGAUCACGACAGCAUCUGCUACUGUGAGAGAGGAUCCAUGCGCUGUAGUGCCACCAAAAUGAGCACUUCAUUGUCUGAUCUCUUCUACGAUGAUGACCCGGUACCAUACAGAGAGCGGCGCUCACCACACUGUGUUCCUCCAAUGAUCCGUGCAAAGUGUGACGCUGGAGAAAAAGGCCUGGAAUGUGCCAGAAAUUGCCGGAAUGUGGACCUUCCCUGUUUCUCCCAGCUCUGCAUCCCUGGUUGCUUCUGUCCACCUGGCACUGUAUACCACCUCAGAGAAUGCAUUGUGCCAGAACAGUGUCCUUGCUACCUUAACAACAAGCCUUAUAGAUCAGGACAAACCAUAUUAGUGGACUGCAAUACUUGUGUAUGUGAAAACAGGAAAUGGAGCUGCACAAACAAGUUUUGUGAUGGCAUAUGUCGCGCCGUGGGGGAGGGGCAUUACAUUACCUUUGAUGGCCUGAAGUACACUUUCCCUGGACUCUGCCAGUAUGUCCUGGUCCAGGAUAUGUGUAAUGGAGAAGAGGGUUCCUUCAGAGUGCUUGUGGAAAAUGAGGCCUGUGGAAUUGUGGGACAUCGCUGUACAAAGUCGGUAUCAGUCUACUACCAUGGUGGAUUAAUUGUUAUGCAAAAUGGAGAGGUGAAGAUGAAAGUACCAGUUCCACAGAGUGCACAGGUCGAGAUUGUCCGAUCGGGUCAGUUUUACAACCUACUGCUGGGGAAACACAUUUCCCUCAGUUGGGACAAAGGAGCUCACCUCCUGGUCCACAUCUCUGCCACAUACAAGAGCCGGGUCUGUGGUCUGUGCGGCAACUUUGAUGGGAACGUCAAUAACGACUUUGUCAGCAGUAACAAUCAGAUGGAGGUUGACUCCUCCCACUUUGGGAACUCCUGGAAGGUUUCUCCUAGCUGUGCUGAUGUAACUCAGGUACCCGCUCCCUGCGGUGACAACAUCGUCAGAAUGGUAACAGUUGAGCAGUCGUGCCAUGUGCUGACUGGUACCCUCUUUAAAGAAUGCAACAGCCAGGUGUCUGUUGAGCCUUACUUGGAAAUGUGUGUCGAGGCAGCGUGCUCCUGUCCAUCAGUUGGCGACUGUGCUUGCUUUUGUGAUGUCAUCGCAGCCUAUGCUCAGGCUUGUUCAGAGAGGGGUGUUUCUGUCAGUUGGAGGUCCAAUGAGCUUUGCCCGAUGAGCUGCGAGGGGCUGAACCCGAAGAGCCCAACGUCAGGGGAGGAAUUAUGCCAGUGGAGGUACAACACUUGUGGCCCUGCCUGUCCCAUCACCUGCCAGCACCCCGAACCCCUCCAGUGUUUUCUCACAUGCGUGGAAGGAUGUCAUGCCUACUGCCCCCCAGGCCAGCUGUUGGAUGAGGUUGCCAUGAGGUGUGUUGAUCCCUCUGAGUGUCAAGUGUGCAUCCAUGAGGGUCAUAAAAUCUCUCACGGCAACAAAGUAAUCAUCAGUCGUCAUGACCCCGCCAGAUGCAAAAUAUGUCACUGUGACAACAACACCCUAGCCUGCAAGGCUUGCAACGCUGCAACCAUUGCUCCACUGACCGUUCCUUCACCCACCAUCACAUCUUUACCCAUGACCACCAUGAUUCCUGAGGAGACGUGCGAUCGAGCCAUGGAUCUGGCUUUCCUAUUGGAUGCCUCUGCAGCGCUGAGUGAAAGUGAAUUUGAGGCCACUAAAAACUUCAUACUAGGAGUGAUUGAACGCUUCCGCAUGGGCUCCGCUCACACUAGAGCCACAGUGCUACUUUACCAAUCUGGUGUCAAAACCUCUGACCUGCAGGUUCAAAAAUGGCUGUUUAAGAAGAUUGUGCAUGAGUUGCACUAUAUAGGAGGAUAUGCAGCUUUCUUGGAUGAGGCCCUUAAAUAUCUGGCUUACAACAUCUAUGAUAAGAACAAACGGGAGCACACUGGUCGUGUUGCCGUCAUCUUGACGGCAAGCACCAGCCCUCGCUCAUUGCGUGCGUACAUUAGGAUGCUGCGAAAGGAAAAAAUCACCACACUAACUGUGGCCCUCGGUCCAGGGGUAAACAUGACACAGAUUAAUGACAUUACAAAGGUCAACCCCGAUAACAGGGCCUAUGUUCUGAGCAGCACAGCUGAGCUGCCCGAUCGUCUUUUAGAAGUCACGGACUACCUCUGCACUUUGGGGUUGGAUCCUAAGACUACACCAGAAAUAUCUAGCACAACCACGACGACCUACCCUCCUCAUCGAGAAGCCAUCCCCACAAAACACCUCUCCACCACUACCACCACACCCUCUAUGCCUCCAAGCAAGGAAGUGACGUUCAUAAUUGAGGGCUCUGAUUCAGUCGGGGAGGCCAACUUCAAAAAGUCUCUCUUGUUCCUGGAGGAUGUUAUCACUCAGAUGGCAGAGAGGGAGGAGUUCAUCCGCAUCACCGUGAUCCAGUACUCAAUAACCGUGACUGUGGAGAUCCGUCGCUGGGAUCUAAGGUAUCAGAGGAUGCUGCUCCUACAAAGACUCAGGCAGAUUCGGUGGCGUGGUGGAAACAAGACGAACACCGGCACCGCUUUGGCAACAUCCUUUCAAGAAACUGCUUCAGUCCCACCUUCAUCACAUGGCCCUACACCUCCCCAGUUGGUCUUCCUCGUGACGGAGAACCCACCCACGGACACCGUUACUCGCCCACCAUCUACAAGCACCCAAAGGCACGUGUAUCCAAUCGGUGUUGGACCUAAAGUGCGAGAGUUUGACUUAUUCCAGAUCAGCUCGCCGCAGAGGCCAAUAAUGGUGGAAGACUACAACCAUCUCACAAGAAUUAUCCACCGUGUUGUCAACAUCACACACAACACAGUCACACCACACUUCCCGACACUGCCACCCGUGGCUCAACCCACACUCCCCAGCGUGUCUCCAACUAAGGAAGUGAUAUUCAUAAUUGAGGGCUCUGAUUCAGUCGGGGAGGCCAACUUCAAAAAGUCUCUCUUGUUCCUGGAGGAUGUUAUCACUCAGAUGGCAGAGAGGGAGGAGUUCAUCCGCAUCACCGUGAUCCAGUACUCAAUAACCGUGACUGUGGAGAUCCGUCGCUGGGAUCUAAGGUAUCAGAGGAUGCUGCUCCUACAAAGACUCAGGCAGAUUCGGUGGCGUGGUGGAAACAAGACGAACACCGGCACCGCUUUGGCAACAUCCUUUCAAGAAACUGCUUCAGUCCCACCUUCAUCACAUGGCCCUACACCUCCCCAGUUGGUCUUCCUCGUGACGGAGAACCCACCCACGGACACCGUUACUCGCCCACCAUCUACAAGCACCCAAAGGCACGUGUAUCCAAUCGGUGUUGGACCUAAAGUGCGAGAGUUUGACUUAUUCCAGAUCAGCUCGCCGCAGAGGCCAAUAAUGGUGGAAGACUACAACCAUCUCACAAGAAUUAUCCACCGUGUUGUCAACAUCACACACAACACAGUCACACCACACUUCCCGACACUGCCACCCGUGGCUCAACCCACACUCCCCAGCGUGUCUCCAACUAAGGAAGUGAUAUUCAUAAUUGAGGGCUCUGAUUCAGUCGGGGAGGCCAACUUCAAAAAGUCUCUCUUGUUCCUGGAGGAUGUUAUCACUCAGAUGGCAGAGAGGGAGGAGUUCAUCCGCAUCACCGUGAUCCAGUACUCAAUAACCGUGACUGUGGAGAUCCGUCGCUGGGAUCUAAGGUAUCAGAGGAUGCUGCUCCUACAAAGACUCAGGCAGAUUCGGUGGCGUGGUGGAAACAAGACGAACACCGGCACCGCUUUGGCAACAUCCUUUCAAGAAACUGCUUCAGUCCCACCUUCAUCACAUGGCCCUACACCUCCCCAGUUGGUCUUCCUCGUGACGGAGAACCCACCCACGGACACCGUUACUCGCCCACCAUCUACAAGCACCCAAAGGCACGUGUAUCCAAUCGGUGUUGGACCUAAAGUGCGAGAGUUUGACUUAUUCCAGAUCAGCUCGCCGCAGAGGCCAAUAAUGGUGGAAGACUACAACCAUCUCACAAGAAUUAUCCACCGUGUUGUCAACAUCACACACAACACAGUCACACCACACUUCCCGACACUGCCACCCGUGGCUCAACCCACACUCCCCAGCGUGUCUCCAACUAAGGAAGUGAUAUUCAUAAUUGAGGGCUCUGAUUCAGUCGGGGAGGCCAACUUCAAAAAGUCUCUCUUGUUCCUGGAGGAUGUUAUCACUCAGAUGGCAGAGAGGGAGGAGUUCAUCCGCAUCACCGUGAUCCAGUACUCAAUAACCGUGACUGUGGAGAUCCGUCGCUGGGAUCUAAGGUAUCAGAGGAUGCUGCUCCUACAAAGACUUAGGCAGAUUCGGUGGCGUGGUGGAAACAAGACGAACACCGGCACCGCUUUGGCAACAACCUUUCAAGAAACUGCUUCAGUCCCACCUUCAUCACAUGGCCCUACACCUCCCCAGUUGGUCUUCCUUGUGACGGAGAACCCACCCACGGACACCGUUACUCGCCCACCAUCUACAAGCACCCAAAGGCACGUGUAUCCAAUCGGAGUUGGACCGAAAGUGCGAGAGUUUGACUUAUUCCAGAUCAGCUCGCCGCAGAGGCCAAUAAUGGUGGAAGACUACAACCAUCUCACAAGAAUUGUCCACCGUGUUGUCAACAUCACACACAACACAGUCACACCACACUUCCCGACACUGCCACCCUUGGCUCAACCCACACUCUCCAGCCUCCCACCGACAGUUCCGUGUAAGACGCCAGUGGAUGUGUUGUUCCUACUGAAGGCCGGGGAGCAGUUUGACGACAUGAAGUCUUUUGUGAAAGCUUUCAUCAAGACAGCUGACACAGGUCUGAAAGGCACUCAGGUGAGUGUGAUCCAAUACGGUGACACCACCACAAUGGAGUUCACCUGGAAAGAGGACCAGAGCAAGUCACACCUCCUUAGCUUGGUGGACGACAUUCCAAAAAGAAGAACUGCUACUCCUGCACUCGGCUCAGUGCUACAAUACGCAGUGCAGGCUGCCAUCAGGGGUGGUAGAGUGGGCGUGGCUAAAGCUGUGGUGAUGAUAGUGACUGACAAGUCGACUGACCAGGUCCGUGAAGCUGCAAAUGAGGCACUGGCUGCAGGUGUGUCAGUGUUUCCCAUCGGCGUAGGUCAAGACUAUGACCAGAAUGAGCUUGUCAUUAUGGGUCACAAACAAGAUAACAGUCUGCACCUGAAAAGUAUGGAUCAGUUACGCAUGUUGCUGACUUUGGACCAAGGUUACACAGAGAGAAUCUGCAGAGCUGGUCCACCAGGAGUGUGUGUUGAUGACAGUGGAAUGGAGAGAAAACCAGGGGAAUCAUGGAUGCUGGAGGAUGGCUGUCAUUCAGUUCUGUGCCAUCCCAGCGGGGCUGUUACCAUGCAGAGCCACAAAGUCAGCUGUGAUAAACUUGAGCCGCCAGCCUGCAGGAGCAACAUGCCACCUGUUAAAGUCCAGGAGGCCUGCAGCUGCCAUUGGGAAUGCCCUUGCAUUUGCAUGGGCAGCUCCACCAAUCACGUGGUGCGAUUUGACAGCUUGCCACUCAGGCUAGAUGCAGAGGGGUUGUGCUCCUACACCCUCCUCACUGUCAGCAGAGGUGUCACUGAAGGUUCAGAGGUCAUACUCCACAAUGGACCUUGUCAGGGCUCUGCACAUUACAACCAAGUCUGUAUGAAAGCCAUCGAGGUGAUGCAUGGCCAACAUAGACUCCUGUUGAAAGAUGAUAUGAUGGCACUGAUUGGCCAGGAUGAACUUUCACUGCCAUGGAGGUAUGCAGGCCUGGAGCUUGUGCGAUACGGAGGAAUGAUGAUGCAACUCAAAUCCGAUCAUGGCUACAUUCUGACAUUCACACCUCAGAGCAAUGAGUUCACCAUCACAUUACUCACCUCCAGCAUCAGGGGCCGCACCGCUGGACUCUGUGGUGCUUGUGGGGACGAGUCCAUCAGCGUUCUUUCUUUGCGUAACGGCAGCUCGACUGCGGAUCAGCAGACUUUCGUCUCUGACUGGACCAUGGCAGGAGACGGGGCUGUGUGCUUGCCGAAACGUAAGGCGGUGUGUGCAACUGGAGCAGCAAUGGGAUGCCAGGCCCUGCGCUCUGAGGUGUUUCAGCCGUGUCACGCACACAUACCUGUUCUGGUGUUUCUCGCCAAAUGUGAGGAGCAGGCGUGCGAAGAGUCGGACGUGUGCGAGCUCAUUUCUGCCUAUGCGCUCAUGUGUAGACAGAUGGGUGUGUGCUUAGACUGGAGAAGCCCCCACCUCUGCCCAUUACACUGCCCUGCCUCCAUGGAGUAUGACGCAUGUCGCACAGGGUGUAUCGAGGACUGUGAAAGCAUGCAGACAUUACGGGGUGACUGGUCGGUUGCCAGGGGUAACCAGUCAUCUUGUACAGACACACCUUCUGAGGGUUGUUUCUGUACUAGAGGGACAGUUUUGCAUCAGGGAGCAUGUGUGUCUCCAGAGGCAUGCAAGCAGUGUGUCGACCAUCACGGACGCGCGUAUCAGUACCUGCAGAGUUGGGUACCGGAUGACAACCCAUGUUUGAUUUGCAUGUGUUUGGACCGACAACACGUCAACUGCACUGCUCGACCCUGCAAUGAUGUGAAAGCACCAAUCUGUGGACCCUGUGAGGUUCUAAAGGAAAAAAGAGACUCCAAGUGCUGCCCAGAGUAUGAAUGUGUGUGUGAUCUGUUGAGCUGUGAGGUGCCUGAAGCUCCCCGCUGUGAGGAUGGUGAGGUGGUGGUUUUGAAAAACCCAGGAGAAUGUCAACCCAUACAUGAGUGCGUUUGCAAAAAGGAAGACUGCGCUCCUCUUUUCCCCCCUGAAUGCGGGGCACAUCGACAGCCAACAGUGAAAAAGACAAAGUGCUGUGAUGUGUUUGAGUGUUCAUGUAACUGCCACAACUCUACCCGCACUUGCUCUCCUGGCUUCAUCACAGCCUCCACGACGAACGACUGUGGCUGCACCGAGACAAGCUGCCUACCAGACAAAGUGUGUGUGGUUGGCGGUGUGGUCCAUCCAGUGGGGAGCAAGUGGGAUGAGGGAUGCGAGAAGUGCAGUUGCAGUCAUCUGCAGGACACGGACACAUCGCUGCACACUGCUCACUGCUCUCCACCAGUGUGCGAACACAACUGCCCUAUGGGCUCCACAUACACUCCGGCCAGUGGAAAAUGCUGCGGGGAGUGUAGACCCACUAACUGUGUAGAGUCAGAGGGAGUGAUGCGAGGGGACACACUGAUUGGAGGAAAGCUCAGAAAUGUGGGGGAGCAAUGGCAGUCUCCAUAUGAUAAAUGUGUGUUGCAACAGUGUGUCAGGGUGAAAGAUGAGUUGUUCAUCUCUUCAACAAACAUCAGCUGCUCUGUUAUGAACACUCCCUCCUGCCCGCUGGGCUCAGAGUUGCGUUGCGACACGCACGAUUGCUGCCCACGCUGCCACUGUGCGCCUCUAGAUGCCUGCGUCCUCAACAACACUCUUAUUGGUGCAGGGGAGAAGCUGAUGGUGGAUACCUGCACGCACUGUGAAUGCAUGGUGGAGGAUGGUGCCAUCAAGAAGUACAGGCUAUCCUGCAGGAGAACCCCCUGUACUGCUUGUCCCUUGGGCUACAUUGAGCAGAAAGAAGAAGGUGCUUGCUGUGGUCGCUGUGUUGCCACUACCUGCUUUGUAGGCAUGCCAGAUGGACAGCAGAUGAGUUUGCAGGUGAAUACCACGAGAGACGAUGGCUGCAACCAGUACACUUGUGGUGUGAACAAUAAAGGAGAUCUAGCCCUGCAGAUCCGAACGACUACCUGCGCUCCUUUUAACCGCCAAGAAUGCCUUGAACAUGGGGGCACUAUUAGCCAGAUUGGAACAACAUGCUGUGAGAUGUGUACUGAGUCAGCGUGUCGCAGGACAGCGGGAACAUUGAACUAUGUCAAAGUGGAAGAUUGCCAAUCAGAGCAGCAGAUUGAAUUGCACUAUUGUGAGGGUAAAUGUCGCAGUAAGUCCAUGUACUCCCUGCAGAGCGCUGCUGUCGAGCAGGAGUGUGUGUGUUGCGUUGCCACGGGGACAGAGCCCUUAAGUGUUCCUAUUCUGUGUACCAACGGGACCCGCAGUCACCACACUGUCCUGUCAGUCACUGCCUGCGACUGUCAGUUUAAACACUGCACCUAGAAGGGAAAGUGAACUUUUAAACAUAUAUUUUUUGUUGAAUUCCAUGUUUGUAUCCAAGGCAAAUGUACCCAUGUUACAAUACUAUAUAACAAGCCAGUUUUCCAGUCAGUGAGACUUUUGAGUUUGCAUUACUCGACUCCGAUGUAACUGUCUUGUGUCAUGGGUAUAAAAGCAACACUUGUGAUCUAUCCAUUCCUGAACAAGGCACCCAACGACAAAUCACGUACCUACUCCUCCAGUUUGACACUAUUGGUGGGUGU
Dunckerocampus dactyliophorus (ringed pipefish) is the source of this 10740-nucleotide messenger RNA. RefSeq names its product von Willebrand factor (gene vwf). The record is from RefSeq and is a predicted model, not a curated record. The transcript is spliced from 53 exons. Gene Ontology annotation, biological process: blood coagulation; cell-substrate adhesion. The coding region runs from base 200 to 10480 and encodes 3426 amino acids. Gene Ontology annotation, cellular component: extracellular matrix. Lineage: Eukaryota; Metazoa; Chordata; Actinopteri; Syngnathiformes; Syngnathidae. Gene Ontology annotation, molecular function: protein binding.